Messenger RNA from Microdochium trichocladiopsis, 2157 nucleotides. Its product is annotated as pyridoxal phosphate-dependent transferase. Gene Ontology annotation, cellular component: cytosol. The record is from RefSeq and is a predicted model, not a curated record. NCBI's taxonomy places the organism in Eukaryota, Fungi, Ascomycota, Sordariomycetes, Xylariales, Microdochiaceae. The transcript has 4 exons. Bases 1 to 2157 code for a protein of 718 amino acids. Gene Ontology annotation, biological process: L-aspartate biosynthetic process. Gene Ontology annotation, molecular function: L-aspartate:2-oxoglutarate transaminase activity; hydrolase activity; pyridoxal phosphate binding.
AUGGCCGACACUCCGGUAGUUAACCUCCUCCAGAAACUGAUGGAAAUCCCGUCUAUCAGCGAGGAGGAGGAAGAAAUUGGCCUAUUCAUCGAGGAGUACCUAACUGGCCUUGGGUACACGGUAGAACUAAUCCCCAUUGAACCAGGCUCGUCUCGUCGCAAUGUAUACGCGUACCUGGGGAACAAUCGCAAGGCUCGAACGAUGCUGACCUCGCACAUGGAUACCGUUCCACCACAUAUCCCGUUCAGCAUCAGAGAUAACAUCAUUUACGGUCGCGGCGCGUGCGAUGACAAGGGUCCGAUGGCUGCACAAAUCGUUGCUCUCGAGGAGCUCAGGGCCGAGAAUGCGGUCAAGGACGGCGACGUCUCGCUGCUCUUCGUCGUGGGCGAGGAGAAGGGAGGACCGGGAAUGCUGGCGGUAAACAACAUGGGCCUCUCAUGGGAGACUGUCAUCUUUGGUGAGCCGAGAGAAGGAACGCUGGGAACGGGCCACAAGGGCCAUUUCGUCUUUGAGUUGUUCGCAAGGGGGAUCCCGUGCCACUCUGGAUAUCCUCAUCUAGGGAGGAGCGCGAAUGAUCGGCUCGUCUCGGUCCUGCACGAGCUGGCCUCGCUGCCGCUGCCCACCUCUGACCUUCUCGGGCCUACGACAUAUCACUGCGGCAAGCUCGAAGGCGGCCUGGCUUACAAUGUUGUGGCUGCCGAGGCCUAUGCGCUGUGCGGCAUUCGCGUGUCUGCCGACCUCCCCAACAUCGAGAAGCAGGUGGCGGAUGUUGUGAGCAAAUAUCCCGACAUCGAACUGAAGAAGUCCUUUGCGUACCCGGAGACAAUGCUCGACCAUGAAUUCGAAGCUAACGCCUUCUGUUGUCUGGAAGGGAUCGAACACAAGCCGGUUUCUGGGUAUCUUGUACCGAUUCUUUGGGACCGUGUCCCGUCUCGUACAUUACUGACAGAAGUUUCCCAAGAAACCAUGCCCAACACUUUGAUUGAAAUUGCUGUCCUGGAGCGAGACGAGGCCUUUGCCAUCACGGCCGACUUUAUAGCUGACCAGGACCCGAGGAAGGUGAGCUUGGGCGCUGGAUAUCUGCCCAUCGGCGGACAUGAGCUCUUUCUGAACGUAGCAAAGGCACUUGUGUUGGGGGACGAGUACGACCACUCGCGCAGCCACGUCGUAUCCGUCCAGACCAUCUCUGGCACGGGGGCCAACCACCUCGGCGCUCUGUUCCUGGCGCAACAGGUGCAGCCGCGGAACGUCUUCAUCUCUGACCCAACCUGGAGCAACCACCAUCUCAUCUGGCAGAUGGCUGCACCGGCCGUGGCGAGGAGGACAUACCCCUACUACGAGCCCUCUAGCCAAUCGCUGGACUUCGAAGGCAUGAAGAACACACUAGAGAGCGAGGCCAAGGAGGGCGACGUGGUCAUCUUGCACGCGUGCGCGCACAACCCCACGGGUAUCGACCCGACCAGAGAGCAAUGGCGCGAGCUCGCGGAGCUCUUCCUGCGCAAGAAGCUGUUUGCCUUUUUCGACUCGGCGUAUCAGGGCUUCGCGACGGGCGAUGUCGACGCCGAUGCCUGGGCCAUCAGACACUUCCACAAGACCCUCUUCGGCGGUGGCGGUGGCGGCGGCAGUCCUUCACCGUCGACAGGCCGCGAGGGCAGCCCGGCUGGCAUGUGUGUUACUCAGUCUUUCGCCAAGAACUUUGGCCUGUACGGCGAGCGGGUGGGCGCGCUUCACCUUGUUCUGCCUCCAGAGGCCUCGCCUCUUGGCCCACAGAGUCAGCUGCACCGCCUCAUCAGGGCGGAGAUCUCCAACUGUCCGCUCUUUGGCUGUCGGAUCGUGCAUACAGUGCUUUCCAACCCAGAGCUUACAGCAAUGUGGAAGCAAGACCUGCACACCAUGGCCAGCCGCAUCAGGAGCGUGAGAGGCAGGCUGCGGCAACAGAUUGAACAACACAAAGGGGCUGGGGACUGGGCGCACCUCGAAUCCCAGAUUGGAAUGUUUAGCUACACCGGACUCACAGAGCAGCAUGUACAGAGGCUGCGAGAUGUCCAUCAUGUCUACCUGAUGCGGAAUGGGCGAGCCAGCUUGAGCGGCGUGAACGAGGACAAUGUCGAGUACGUGGCGGGUGCAAUCAGCGAGGUUAUACAGGCUCUUGGGUGA